UCUGAAGAAGGAAAUCUUCUUUCUGCAGGAAUGAGGAAGAACAUUCCAGUAACUCCCAGUUCAGGAGUUUUACUGGAAACAUCCUGCAGUCGAACUUCAGCAGAGGAGCAGAAACGACCUGGAGGAGAAUUUAUUUCACUAAACUGAAGUUUUAAUACGACUGACAGGAGUUUUAACUUCACUUUAGUCCUGAGACUGAAGUCAAACAUCAACUGGAAGCUGAGGUUCUGGUCCUGGUUCUGGUUCUGAUCCAGGUUCUCGUUCUGAUCCUGGUUCUGAUCCUGGUCCAGGUUCUGGUCCAGGUUCUGGUUCUGGUCCAUCAUGGCUGCUGCAGAACCAGAUCUGCAGCCUGUGAAACGAAGAAACAGCCUGGAACUGAUUCCUCCUUCCAUGUCUGAACUCAGACUGGUUCUACUGGGAGGAAACUGGUCUGAGAGGAGUUCAGUGGGGAACUUCAUACUGGGAUGGGAUGGAUUCACUGGAUCAUCAAAAACCUUUCAGAAGAUUUCAGUUCCACUGGAAGAGAAUCAAAUAUCUGUGAUCAACAGUCCAGAUGUUUGUUUCUCCACAGCAGAAAAACUGACAGAGUUUAUUAGAAAAUGUGCUGAAGUCUCUGAUCCUGGACCUCAUGCCUUCCUGUUGGUUCUUCAUCCUCAAAGUUUCACUGAAGGAGAGAAAGAAAAGAUCUACAGAAUCCUUCAAUCCUUCAGUGAUCGAUCAUUUGAUCAUUCAUUGGUUCUGAUCCUGAAGCCCGGAUUUAUGUCACGCUUCCUUUCACAACCUUCUAUAAAGGAAGGUCCAAUUAAUGAUCUGAUCAGAAAAUGUAGAUACAGAUAUUUAAAGAUGGAGGAAACUGAACGUGAGCAGCUGCUGAUUCGCUUUGGUCAAAUUGCAAGAGAAAACAAUGAAAACCAUUUGAGGUAUGAAGAGUUUGAAGAAGCAACAACAACUUUACCGUCAGAUCGUCAGACUCAGGAACGACCAGCAUCCAGACCUGCUGCCGUUAAUCCCAGAUCCAGAUUAGAUCAGACUCUUCCUCCUUUAAACCUGGUUCUGUUUGGUCCAAAUGGAUCCCUGAAGGCGUCAGCAGCCAAGGUCAUUCUAGGUCACCAGGAUCUUCCUUCAGAGUGUGUCAGGAAGCAGGGAGAGGUGUUUGGACGUGGGGUUUCUCUGCUGCAGCUGCCUGCCUUGGAUGGAAAAGCUCAGCAGGAAGUGAUGGAGGAAUCCUUCAGGUGUGUCUCCCUCUGUGAUCCUGAGGGUGUCCACGCCUUCAUCCUGGUCCUACCUGUGGGUCCCCUCACUGAUGAAGACAAGGGAGAGUUACACACCAUCCAGGACACAUUCAGCUCUAGAGUCCAUGACUUCACCAUCAUCCUCUUCACCACAGAGACUGAUGCUGCACAUAAAGAUGUUGAUAACUUUAUAAAGGAGAGCAGAGACAUCCAGGAUCUCCUCCAGAUCUGUGGAGGAAGAUAUUUUGUUCUGGACAUCAGAGACAGACGGCAGGUCAGAGAACUGAUGGAGAUGCUGGAGAAAAAUGUUUCUGACAGAGAGAGUCAGUCAUCUUAUACAACUAAAACAUUAUUAUGGGGCCAAAUGGAGGAAAAACUGCAGCUGCAGAAUAAACUGAAGAAGUUUGAGUCAAAGUCUGUGGCUCCAGACCCUCCGCUGAUCCCAGCAGCAGAUUGUCUCCGGAUCGUUCUGAUCGGGAAAACUGGCGGCGGGAAAAGUUCAUCAGGAAACACCAUCCUGGGCAGGAAACAGUUUGAAGCCAAAGCGUCUCAGCAGUCGGUGACUAGAAACUGUCAGAAAGCCCAGACUGUGAUCGCAGGUCGGCGGGUCGUUGUGGUCGACACUCCUGGUCUGUUUGACAACACGCUGACCGCCGAGCAGGUGGACGAGGAGCUGCUGAAGUGCAUCAGCCUGCUGGCCCCGGGGCCACACGUCUUCCUGCUGGUGCUGCAGGUCGGCAGAUUCACAGAGGAAGAGAAACGGACUUUAAGACAAAUGAAGAAGAUUUUUGGUAAAAACUCUGAAGAUUUCACCCUCAUUCUGUUCACUGGAGGAGAUAAACUGAAAUAUGAGGAUAAAACAAUAGAUCAGUACGUUAGAGAGGGAUGUAAUGAAUCAUUUAAGAAACUGGUCGACGACUGUGGAGGAAGAUAUCAUGUUUUUAAUAAUUAUGAUAUAGAAAACAGAUCACAAGCCAAUGAACUGAUCCAGAAGAUCAAUAAGAUGGUGAAGAAGAACAAAGGAAAAUGUUUCACCAGCGAGAUGCUGCAGGAGGCAGAAGCUGCCAUACAGAGAGAGGUGAAGAGAAUCAUGGAGGAGAAAGAAGAAGAAAUUCAGAAACUGAAGGAGGAACUUCAAAAGAAACACGAAGAAGAAAAAGAAUCACUGAGAAGAAAAAUGGAAGAACAGAGAGAAGAGAUGGAAAAAGAGAGAAAACAGAGAGAAGAACAAUUUAAAGAGAUGGAAGAAAACAACAGGAAGGAGAGAGAGCAGAAAGAGAGAGAACAGAGAGAACGAGAAGAGGAAGAGAAGAAAAGAAAAGAGGAGGAAGAACGACAACAACAACAGUGGGAAAAAGAACGAAGAGAUUUAGAGAAAAAGAUCAAACAGGAAUCAAAAGAAAAGGAAACAAUCGAUAGAAAACUGGAAGAGACGAGAAAACAGAUGGAGGAAAAACGAGACGCCUGGGAGAAAGAAAGAAAAGAGUGGUGGGAAAAACGACACCGAGAAGACGAAGAGAGACGAGAAGAACUGAAGAGACUUCAGGAGAAAUACGAAAAAGAAAGAGAGAAAUAUGAAAACCAGAGGAGAGAAGAUAAAAAGAGGAGGAGAGAACAAGAGAAGGAGAGAAAAGAAUUAGAGGAAAAAUAUCAGAAUCAACUGGAGGAAGUAAAGAGGAAGUUUGAAGACGAAGCCAGAAAACGAGCAGAAGAAUUUAAUGAGUUCAAAGAAAAAUAUAAGAAAGAUUUUUCUGCUCUGCUGCAAAAAACAUGAAGAAGAAACGAGAGAAAAGAAGGAAAAACAGAAAGAAAAGAGAGAAAAACGUAAAGAGUGAAACGACUAAACAGGUCAAAUAUCAAGUUUAUGAUAAAUGAGAUUAAAAUGAAUAAAUCAUAGAAACAAAAAGUAAAAAAUGUC
This is a messenger RNA of Gambusia affinis (western mosquitofish), 3150 nucleotides long. RefSeq names its product GTPase IMAP family member 8-like. Gene Ontology annotation, molecular function: GTP binding. NCBI's taxonomy places the organism in Eukaryota, Metazoa, Chordata, Actinopteri, Cyprinodontiformes, Poeciliidae. The transcript is spliced from 6 exons. The record is from RefSeq and is a predicted model, not a curated record. Bases 322 to 3006 code for a protein of 894 amino acids.